AUGAAGAAAGAUAUAGAUGCUCUGAUAACCGAGGAACGUGCAGACAUCAUAAAGAAAUAUGACAAGGGAAGACAAGAAGGCGUCAAUAUUGACCCAUGGGAAGAUGCCGACUACAGCAUCUAUAAAGUCACUGAUCGAUUUGGAUUCUUGCAUGAGAAGGAACUCCCAACUCCAAGUGCCCUUGAAGCAAAGUUAAAGCUACAUGAAAUUGAGCGAGUGGAGAAAUGGCUGAAGAUGGUGAAGAACUGGGACAAGUACAAAAACAGUGAAAAGUUGGCAAAGAGAGUGUACAAAGGCAUCCCCCUCCAGCUCAGAGGUCAAGCCUGGGCUCUGCUUUUGGAUUUGGAGAAAGUGAAGCAGGACAAUCAGGGAAAGUACGAGAGAAUGAAAAUACAGGCUCGUAACUUCUCCACAGAAAUCAAACAGAUCGACUUGGAUGUCAACAGAACCUUCAGAAACCACAUCAUGUUCAUGGACCGCUUUGGAGUCAAGCAGCAGGCCUUGUUCCACGUCCUCGCAGCCUACUCGGUCUAUAACACGGAGGUGAGCUAUUGCCAAGGCAUGAGUCAGAUUGCGGCCAUCUUGCUCAUGUACCUGAACGAAGAAGAUGCUUUCUGGGCUCUGUCUCAGCUCCUUACGAACAGCAAACACGCCAUGCACGGAUUCUUCAUUCCAGGUUUUCCUAAACUCCAUCGUUUCCAAGCACAUCAUGAACUCAUCCUCUCCAAAAUGCUGCCCAAGCUGAAGAAGCACCUGGAUAAAGAGCAGAUGACAACUGGGAUUUACACCACUAAAUGGUUUCUGCAGUGCUUCAUUGACAGAAGCCCUUUCACCCUCACUCUGCGGAUAUGGGACAUUUUCAUAUUGGAGGGAGACAAGAUUCUAACUGCCAUGGCUUAUACCACUCUGAAGCUGCACAAAAAGCGUCUGCAGAAGCUCCCGUUGGAGGACGUGAGGGAGUUUCUUCAAGAAGAACUGUCGGUGUCCUUCUUUUUACCGGAUGAUGUGGUGAUUGAACAGUUACAUGUGGCCAUGUCAGAGCUGCGGGGUAAAAAGCUGGACCAGCCUCCUCCAGCCAAGUCAGAGGAGCUGCCAAAAAAACCUCUGGGUCAAGAGCGACCGGUCCCCAACCAUCCCGACUCGCCCCUCGAGGUCAAAAGCUGUCUCCAAGAGCACAGCCACUUCAGCGCCGAAGAGCAACACGCAGACAGCAUUUCUCUACACGCAACCUCCUCUCCCGUAGAAGCGAAUGACGCCACCGCUCCCUCCUCGCCUUCAUCCGACGCGGUGGUAGUGCACACAGAGGGCUCGGAGCAUGUUUCUAUAAAGCCUUGCAGAGCUCCUCCACUGCCCCCAAAGCAAGAUCAAGCUUCAUCUAAAGUAGAAGGGACAGGGGACUCGCAAGGGAGCAGCCAGCCUGAACGUAAGCAACUGCAGGAGGAGCCCGUAGAGUGGCCUCCUCCUUACGAGCCUCCUACUUUAAACAGUAUCCAGACCCAAGCUGACAUCAUAGAAUUACCAGAACUUCCACCUCCACCGUUUUGCUACACAGAAGGCACCAUAGCUCAAAAUCCAGCUUCUCCACCCCAGAGUCCAGCAAAGCCUAAAAUUAGCCCCAAGCCAAUAACGUCCCUCGACAUCCUACAGAAAAGGCCUUCCCCGACGCGCGUUUUCACAACUUCCUCCGCGUCGUCGUCUCCCAGGCUUCCACCGAAGCCGACCAAAUUCCCGGUGUCCCUCUACGUUCCGGUUCACGCGGGGGACAGGCGACCUUCCAACACCUCGCAGUACGAUAACCUUUCCGAAGGGGACGACGACGACCGCUACAUAGACAGGCUCUUGGCUAGCACCCCGGAGGAAUCCCCCAAGAAUUGCUAUACGUUCAACAAAGACUAUGACCCCAUAGAGUAUCCUGUCCCUCCACGCCCAGUGUUCAUCCCGCCGUCUCCGAGCACGCCAACGUUCCGCUCGCUGUCCCAAGAGCCGCUGUAUGAGCGAGAGGAGCGCUGGGUAGAAGAUUCCGUGAUCCUUACGCCUCCUCCAUCGACUUUCGCUGACAGAUUGGCUCCUUUUCAGUGCAGCGGACACAGCUGUUCGGACAUUCACAGAGCCACCUCACCUAACUACUCCAAAGCCUUCUCCAGGGGCCCCAGAGACCAUUCAGCCUUCCCCGCUCCCCUCCUCUACACUGGGUCACCUCCUGGGAAAUUUGCAACCGGACAAGCCUCUGUUGGGGUGCCACUAGUCAGAUCCAACCCAGACCUGUGUCGCAUAUCUCCAGGUGGCCACGCGAUGCCCAAAUCGGUGACUUUUGGAUGA
This is a messenger RNA of Knipowitschia caucasica, 2319 nucleotides long. Lineage: Eukaryota; Metazoa; Chordata; Actinopteri; Gobiiformes; Gobiidae. The record is from the annotation of a GenBank genome assembly.